Gopherus flavomarginatus (Mexican gopher tortoise) is the source of this 3014-nucleotide messenger RNA. RefSeq names its product arginyl-tRNA synthetase 2, mitochondrial (gene RARS2). The coding region runs from base 72 to 1769 and encodes 565 amino acids. Gene Ontology annotation, molecular function: arginine-tRNA ligase activity; ATP binding. Gene Ontology annotation, biological process: arginyl-tRNA aminoacylation; mitochondrial translation. The transcript is spliced from 20 exons. Gene Ontology annotation, cellular component: mitochondrion; cytoplasm. The record is from RefSeq and is a predicted model, not a curated record. Lineage: Eukaryota; Metazoa; Chordata; Testudines; Testudinidae.
GCUCCUCCCCUCUGGGGUAGUCCACGCGUGGUGGGGACGGGGGUGCAGGCGCGGCUCCUUUGAUGUGAGCCAUGGCGGCUUGUCCCUUUCGGAGGAGCAUCGCCUCUCAGCUUUCAAGAGCUUUGAACCUGCCAGCAGAAAAUUUGAUAAAUUCAAUAUCUGCCGUUCCUGUCUCCAAAAAACGGCCAGUUGCUGAUUUCCAGCUCUUUGUGGGUUCUGUGAUAGAGGACAAGUCUAGUGAUCGUUCAAAGCCAGAUCUUCAGCUUCAAACUCAGAGGCUAGCAGAGAAGCUAAAAUGUGAUACAGUAGUGAGUGAAAUCAGCACUGGUCCAGGAACAGUGAACUUCACAAUAAAUAGGGAAUUAUUAGCAAAGACUGUGUUGCAGCAGGUAUUUAAAGAUGGCUCAGAAUAUGGAAUAAAAAGUGAACUUUUCUCUACGCUUCCCAGAAGAAAGAUAGUAAUUGAGUUUAGUUCACCCAAUAUUGCCAAAAAGUUUCAUGUAGGACAUUUGCGUUCCACGAUAAUAGGGAAUUUUGUAGCAAACCUCAAAGAAGCACUUGGACAUCAAGUAACAAGAAUAAAUUACCUUGGAGACUGGGGCAUGCAGUUUGGUUUACUCGGAGCUGGUUUCCAACAGUUUGGCAAUGAAGAAGAGCUACAAUCCAAUCCUUUACAACACCUCUUUGAGGUAUAUGUACAGGUUAACAAAGCAGCAGAAGAAGAUGAAAACAUAAAGAAGCUGGCACAGGAUUUCUUUAGAAAAUUGGAGGCACGUGAUCAGCAGACACUGUCAAUGUGGCAGCAUUUUAGAGACUUCAGUAUUGAAGAGUAUGUCCGGAUUUACAAGCGUCUAGGAGUGCAUUUUGAUGAAUAUUCUGGAGAAUCAUUUUAUCAAGAGAAGUCCCAGGAAGUUCUAAAGAUGCUGGACACUAAAGGACUCCUUCAGAAAACAAUCAAAGGAACAAGAGUAGUGGAUCUUUCUGAAAAAAGAGACCUCUCAUUGUCUUCCACUGUAAUGCGUAGUGAUGGGACAUCUCUUUAUAUAACAAGAGAUCUUGCUGCUGCUAUAGACCGAAUGCAGAAAUAUAACUGUGAUACUAUGAUUUAUGUGACAGAUAAAAGUCAAAACACUCACUUUGAACAGCUGUUCCAAAUACUGAAGCUCAUGGGCUACCAAUGGGCAGAAAGGUGUCAGCAUGUGUCUUUUGGGCUAGUGCAGGGGAUGAAGACACGAAAAGGAGAGGUGGUUUUGCUGGAAGAUGUUUUAAAUGAAGCUCGCUCAAGGAUGUUACAAAACAUGGCUUCUGCAAAAACAAGUAAAGAACUGGAAAACCCUCUUGAGACUGCAGAAAAGAUUGGGCUUGCUGCACUCAUAAUUCAGGAUUUCAAGGGUCUUCUAUCAUCCGAUUAUCAGUUUAGUUGGGACCGGGUUCUCCAAAGUCGGGGAGAUACAGGCGUAUUCCUGCAGUACACACAUGCCAGACUCCACAGUUUAGAGCAGAUGUAUAGGAAUGGGCAAUCGACUGACAUUAAUACAGCUUGUUUACAAGAUCCACAGGCCAUCUCAGUCCUUCAGCACCUUCUCAGAUACGAUGAGGUACUGUAUAAAUCCUCUGAAGAUCUGCAGCCCAAGCACAUUGUCAGCUACCUUCUAACACUCAGCCAUCUUGCUGCUGUGGCUCAUAAAACGCUCCCUGUGAAAGGCAGUGCCCCUGAAUUAGCCCAGCUGGGGAUCGGACAGAUAAGACCUGGUAGUUCUAUCUUCUAGAACGUGACUAUCCUAAAGACAAGGUGAGUGAGGUAGUAUCUUUUAUUGGACCAGCUUCUGUUGGUGAAAGAGACAAGCUUUUGACCUACAAUGAGCUCUUAUUCAGCUCUGGGAAGGGUACUCAGCAAGUUAUGAAUUUAAGCUCCAAUCAAAAAUACCCCGUCACCCAUGGGAGAACACUUUUCACAAAGCAAUCACUCUAUCUCUGCCUCUCAGUCCUCAUCCUCAAAGAAAACCUGCACACUUUCAAAAGACAAGCCGGGGAGCUUGAAUUCAUAACUUUGCUAGACACUACAAAUCAAAGACUGUAUAAAGACACAGGAUACAUGGUUUACUACAGUAAUCUGUAACUCACUAUACCCCCUUUCUUGUCCUGUGACUGCAGGCAUGUUAAAGGCCACUUCACCUUGCUGGUCCCUGAGAAUGUGUUAAUUACUUAGGCUAAAAAAUUUGUUCCACCUUGUAUUUUCCUGUGACACACUGGCUUGGUCUAUACUACAGUUGGGUCAACAUAAGGCAUCUUACAGCGAUGUAAUUCUGCCAGCGUACACACUAAAGCCUUAUUUCCGCAGACGUAAGUGCUCUACUAUACCGACAUAAUAACUGCACCUCCAUGAGGCAUAGGGCUUAUGUCAGUGUAGUUACGGUGACGCAGUGUCCCUAUAGACAGACACUCAGUCACAUCGGCUGUUGGCUGUCAUUCUUGUCAAUUUCAUAGCUCCAUGCAUUGUCACUGGGGCAGGUGGAGUGCUCCACCUAGAACCCAGCUGCCCUCCAGUACCUACUCCCAGCGCAGCUGCUGCCCAUGGUCCCCGCUCUGAGCGUUGGUGCAGCUGCUGGAGUCCCCACAUGGAGCCAGGAGCCUCCCGGCAGCCACUGGGAUGUGCCUACUCGGCUCCCGCCUUCCAGCCAGUCGGCUCCCUAGAGGGAGCCCAGUGACUGCCCCAAGGCUUACAGCUCCCCACCAAGAGCUGCCCAGACUGAGGGCAGAGCUCUCCCCUGGGAGCCCAGCUGCAGUGGGGAGCAGAGAGCCCAGGGAAGCAGCCAGGCUACUGGUGGUGGGGAGCUGGGAGCCUCCAGGCAGUACCAGGGCUUACGGGGGGGGGCGCUGACCCUCCAGGCAGCAGCCCAGCCUGGCUCCCUGCUGACCCUAUGUUAAGUCAUCUUACAAUUACUGCAGAAAUUACUGCAGCGGUUCAUGUCCACACUAUCCUCCUCCUGUUGGUGGUGUUUGUCCUCACCUGG